Molecule: messenger RNA, 1973 nt
Organism: Apis laboriosa (Himalayan honeybee)
Lineage: Eukaryota; Metazoa; Arthropoda; Insecta; Hymenoptera; Apidae
Gene: l(3)77CDf
Product: phosphatidylserine synthase
Exons: 5
Coding region: 267-1748 (493 amino acids)
Biological process (GO): phosphatidylserine biosynthetic process
Molecular function (GO): L-serine-phosphatidylethanolamine phosphatidyltransferase activity
Source: RefSeq, a predicted model, not a curated record
AAAGGAAUACUUUCGUGUCCAAUCAGCUGAUAUAUAAACAAAAUUGGUUAAAUUUGUUUUUUUUUUAUUUAAUUCUAAUCAUAUAACAGGAAGUAAAUUGAUUUCCGUAGUAUUUUUCUAUCUGAUUCAUUAUUUGUAUGUGCUUAAGUGGUUCAAAGUUCUUCAAUAGCGUGAUGAUGCACAUAGAAAUGAAAAAGGAAAACAUGGCGAAACAACGUGUGAAAUGAUUAAAAUAUAAAUUUAAAACGAAUAAUUAUUUGAUCGGAAUGACAACUAACGAAGAAUCUGUAGAUGACAGUCUCUUAGAGAGAUUCAUCAAAAGUGACGAAAAUAAGGUUGUGAAUUGUCGAAGUAGUAUAGACAAUAUUGAAGGGCACAAAUUACGACAUGGAACGGACAGUUUUCCAAAUAUUAAUGAAAGACCGGUUGAUGAUAUUUCCAUCGAAUUUUUUUAUAAACCACAUAGCAUUACACUUCUUCUCAUUUCAAUCGGUGCUGUAAUAUAUUCCGCAUUCACUAGGAAUACUACUAAUGUUGAGGACAAUAUUUGGGCUGGAAUAUUAUGUAUCAUAUUUUUCUUUCUGAUUAUAUCUAUACUUACAUUUCCAAAUGGACCAUUUACGAGACCUCAUCCUGUUGUAUGGAAACUUGUAUUUGGUUGUAGUGUAUUAUAUCUAAUGGGUCUAUUAUUUAUGCUAUUUCAAGAUUAUGAAACAGUUAGAAAAAUCUUUGUUUGGAUAGAUCCUAGUUUGGCAUCGUUUCAUAUUGAUAUGGAUAAAGAAUAUGGUGUUAAUUGUUCAGAAAUUACAAUUGAGAAAAUAUGGAAUCAUUUAGAUGUUUUUGCAUUAGCUCAUUUCUUAGGAUGGACUUUUAAAGCAAUUCUUAUUCGUCAUCUUGGUAUUCUUUGGGCUAUUAGUAUUAUGUGGGAAGUAACAGAAAUAGCAUUUGCUCAUUUAUUACCAAAUUUUGUGGAAUGUUGGUGGGAUGCUUUUAUACUUGAUGUUGUUGUCUGUAAUGGUUUGGGUAUUUGGGUUGGAUUAAAAAUUUGCUCUCUCUUAGAAAUGAGAGAAUAUAAAUGGGUAAGCAUUCUUGACAUUGAGAGCACUACUGGAAAAUUAAAGAGAGCAAUGCUACAAUUUACUCCUGGUAGUUGGACUGCUGUUAGAUGGUUGGAUCCAACAUGUACAUAUAUGAGAUUCGUUGCUCUGUGUCAGUUGGUUAUAUUCUGGCAAGUUUCAGAGCUCAAUACAUUUUUUUUGAAACAUGUGUAUGAAUUUCCACCCUCUCAUCCAUUUGUUGUGGCAAGAUUGGUAUUAAUUGGAGUAAUAGUUGCACCUUCUGUUAGGCAAUACUACAUGUAUGUAACAGAUCCAACAUGUAGUAGAGUAGGGACUCAAUGUUGGGUUUAUGGUGCAAUUAUGGUUACAGAAGCAUUACUAUGUAUAAGGCAUGGUGCUGCAUUAUUUGAACGUACUCAAGCAUUAAAUAUUCUUCUAUGGCUACUUUGCCAAUCUCUAGUCUCAGUUCUUUGUGUUUAUGGCUGUGUUUUAUGGCAUCGGUACUUUGAGACAGAAAAGAAAGCUACUUCAAAACAAUGUAUUACUCAACUAGACAACAGUCAUCUGGAUGUAACCCUUAGCAGUGGAAUUGAUCUGUAUUCUAGGAGACAUGAUUCAUUCUACAAAAUCUAUGGAUUUAUUGGAAAAAAAACAAUUAUAAACAAUUAUGAGCAAGGAAUAUUUAACUAAAGGGUGAAUUAUUUAUAUUAUUAAAUUUUCUAGUCACAUUAUAUCAUCGUACAAUAGAAGUUUUGGAUGUAAUGGAUUUAAUGAAUACAUGAGUUUGUCUGGUUUUUGAAUACUGCGCUCGUUUGCGCGUGAAUGUUAUGAAAAAAAUGUUCCUGAGAAUAAAUGAAAAGCGUUGUUACCACUUAACUCACGUUUUUUUAUAAAAAAAUAUUUGUUAUAUUAUUU